Molecule: messenger RNA, 492 nt
Organism: Microthlaspi erraticum
Lineage: Eukaryota; Viridiplantae; Streptophyta; Magnoliopsida; Brassicales; Brassicaceae
Source: the annotation of a GenBank genome assembly
AUGUCAUCAAAGUGCACUUACCUUUUCGGUCAAGAGCCCAUAAAGAACUCCAGAGUUAAGCGUGCUCGGGCUGGAGUAGUGGAAGGAUGGGUGACCUUUCGGGAAGUCCUCUGCGAAACCGUUUCGAAGGUGGUGUUAGAGUUCCAUUUCCGCGGGUUCUCUAGUAUAGCCAUUCUUCAUCAUUCAUCAUCAUCCAUCACCAUCGGUUUCCUUUGUGUUCCAAUCCGCUCAACACUUAGCUUUCAAGCCGAUCUAGUCCAGGGGCGUAUCAGUGGUAUCAGAGCCCUUAAAGCUAAGUACUAUGGCGUCAGAAAGGAAGAAGGAUCAAGCGGUGUUGGUGAGGCCUUGCUAGAUCAGAUCAAGAAGAUGAUGGCGAGGAGUUUGAUCGGAGAGAACAGAUCAAACAAGGCAAGAAGGAAGGAGACUAGGAAUCCAAUACAUAUCUCGAUGGAGACAAGAGGAACGAUCCCAUGGCAUCUCAUGGCUCGGUGA